AUGGCGGAAUUUCUAGACGAUCUAGAUAACGACACCAUUUGCGGCGUUUGUAACGCAGAAUUUCUUGAUAUUGAUGAUUUAAAAUUACACAUUACUCAAUAUCAUUUAACAAAAACAAAUCAAAAUCGAUUUUGCAAGAUUUGUUCUACAAUCUUCGCUGAUAUUGACAGUUAUGCUUUACAUAUAAGAGAUGUACAUCUAAAUACAUUAAAAAGUUGUAAAUACUGUGUUAGAGUAUAUCUAGAUCAAGAUGCCUUAAUUGAACAUGAAAAGAGACAUAAAAGUGUUAAAUAUUUCCCUAAGCUGUCAUGUUCUCAGUGUGACACUAUUUUUCAAAGUAAAGAAGACUUACAAAAUCAUGAAUAUGUAAAUCAUAAAGAUAAUGAAGAUGGGUUUAUGUUACAACACUGUUUUGCUGCACUAUCAUCAUUUAUUAAUAUGAAUAUAUAUAAAUAUUUUGAAGCCACUCAACACCAUUUAUUAUUUGUCUGUACUGCUUGUGGAAGAUCCACUCCUGAAACAUCUACAUAUAUAUAUCAUUUAAAAACAAAGAACUGUCGGUCGCUAACUUGUGAGGAAUGUUGUGAUGUAUUUGCCAAGAAGUCUAAACUCAGGAAACACUGCAAAAACCAUAUUUGGCGUAAAGAAAAUAAAAGUUCAUCUAAAACACAAAAACAAUGUGUGAAGUGUAGCAAAUACUAUUCCUUUACAGAGAUAAAAUCACAUUUAAAAGCUUGUAACACUAUAAAAUGUCGCAAAUGUCCACUUACUUUCAGUUCAGUGAGUGAAUUAACACAGCAUAUAACUGUACAUUCUCAGAAUAUAUCUGUGUCGUUUAUAACUUGCAAAUAUUGUCGAAAACCUUUUAUUGGAAUGACUGCUCUCCGAAAGCACAUUGAACGAACACAUCAACAUAAUAUUCACUUAUACAAAUAUAAUUGUAUUUAUUGUAAUAUAAUUUUCAAACAUCCAAAAUUAUUAUUUGGCCAUUUUUAUACGAGGCACAAGGACAUACAGCCAUAUACAUGCAAAAUAUGCAAUGAAAAAUUUAGAAUAAGAAAAAGAUUUACAUUACAUAUAAAAUUGAACCACAAAAGUGUAGGGUUUGUUGAGUUUGAUGAUAAUUUUCAUGUUUAUUUUACUGAUAAAAAGUCCGAUAGGAAUGAAGGAACUUUAAAUAAGAAUGUCAAUUUGGAAAAAAAAAUUGAAACUACUGAUGUGGAAACUUUAGGAAAUGAAGCUAUGCCAAAUGAUUCUUCUAGUAAACUAAUUGAAAAAGAUGAGCAACAUAAACAAAUAAUGUUGGAUGAUGAAAUAAUAGAUGAUGCCACGGAAUGUUCUCUUGAAAGAACAGAUAAAAACCCGUUAUAUUUAGAAGACAAAGAUAAAAUUGAAGAAAAAAAAAAUGAAACUGUUAGCAAAGAUUCAAUUCAAACAAAAAUAGAAUGUAGGAAAACGAAUGAAAAAGAAAUUGAAAUAAUUAAUUUGGUAGGUACCCAAGACCAUGCUGACAAUACCUUGUUGGUAGAAGUAAAAAAACGUAAAAAUAAAAGUGCUGAAAGCAAACCACCUAAAAAGAAAUCAAAACUAGAAAAUGAUAGUUCAUCUGACGACUCAGAUGUGCCGUUAGCACAAAUAUUAGGUAAAAAAGAUAAACGAGUAUAUAAUAAGGUGCCAAGGAAAAAUUAUCGAAAAACAUUUAUGUGUAUAAAAUGUAACAGAAACUGUUAUACCUAUCAAAACUAUCACCGUCACAUGAGCUUACAUAAGAAAAAUCAGCGAAAAACAUGUAUCAAAUGCUUUAAAAACUUCAAAACUAAAGAAGAUCUGAAUAUACACAUGAAAUCAGAACAUUCUAGUUCCAAGCUAACCGAAACACUGAAAAAAAUUAUGGACGAACGCAAAAAAGCGCACCCUGAGAGCUAUGCUUCGGAGAAAUUUGCUAAAACUAUGACAAAAGUGCCAAUAGUGAUGACAGCAUCGCAAGCAGCAAUUACUAGAGUAGAGAAUAAGUUGUCUGUAAAGAAGUUCUUAGAAAACUUCAGUCCAGAAAUCAACGAAAACAAAGCAAAUAUUACCAACAAUCUCACUAUUAAACCAGUAUCUACUGUACGCACUAAACCAUUCAUAAAACUAACUAAAUUCACUCCAGAGCAAUCUGUGACUGAUCGUCCAAAAUUAAAAAUGCCAACAAAGUUUACAGAAGAAAGCACAGAAGAAUACAAUGUGUCGAUUAAACUCGUCCAUAGUGACUUGACUCCAACAUCUUUGAAUUUGAACAAUGAAAUCUCUACAGCCGACUUAAAUUAUAACAAUUUUGAUGAUCAAAGUAAAGUAGAUGCUAUACCAGAAGUGGGCCACGAGAUAAUGUUAGAAGAAACUGAAGUUAAAAAUGUGAAAUAUUUGAAAAAGACUAUAGUUAUCAAGGAUUUGUUAAAAUACAAUAAUGUUAGGAUUGGUCAUUUAGCACCACAAGCGCCAUUUUAUAAAAUAGUCAAAAUCGACGACAUUUUGGAAGAAAAAAAGGUUGAAAAUAAACCAGGUAAUGUACUUUUACCGAAUGGAACUAAAUUAGUGAAUGUGAAUCCCUUAGCGCAUCUUCUGGAUAGGAGAAGUAUCAAGGAAAUAUGCAGGUCUAGUCUGAACACCAAGUCGAAUACAAAAUUGCAAGACUUUAGCGAAGCCAUUGUUAAAGCUAUGACAGUUCUAGAAAAACCUAUGAAGAAGAAGAAGAAAAAUGUACCCGAAAAUACAUUAGAAAGU
Brenthis ino (lesser marbled fritillary) is the source of this 2763-nucleotide messenger RNA. Lineage: Eukaryota; Metazoa; Arthropoda; Insecta; Lepidoptera; Nymphalidae. The record is from the annotation of a GenBank genome assembly.